This is a messenger RNA of Pipistrellus kuhlii (Kuhl's pipistrelle), 2601 nucleotides long. RefSeq names its product phosphorylated CTD interacting factor 1 (gene PCIF1). The record is from RefSeq and is a predicted model, not a curated record. Gene Ontology annotation, molecular function: RNA polymerase II C-terminal domain binding; mRNA (2'-O-methyladenosine-N6-)-methyltransferase activity. Gene Ontology annotation, cellular component: nucleus. Lineage: Eukaryota; Metazoa; Chordata; Mammalia; Chiroptera; Vespertilionidae. The transcript is spliced from 15 exons. The coding region runs from base 111 to 2366 and encodes 751 amino acids.
CCCAAUGACUCCUAUGAUGUUGUCAACAGCCAAUCAGAGCUUCUGAUCAGCAUGAGAUAAUCAGUGUGACCACAGUGAAUUGAUAAAAUUUCAGCAAGCAAAGAUAACUGAUGUUUAAAUGUGCCUUUGUGGUCUUUCGGUCCAGUGUGGGCGCUGAGAUGGCCAAUGAGAACCACGGCAGCCCCCGGGAGGAAGCAUCCUUGCUGAGUCACUCCCCAGGCACCUCCAAUCAGAGCCAGCCCUCUUCUCCAAAGCCCAUCCGCCUGGCACAGGACCUCCCAGAGGAGCUGGUACAUGCGGGCUGGGAGAAGUGCUGGAGCAGGAGGGAGAACCGGCCCUACUACUUCAACAGAUUCACCAACCAGUCUCUGUGGGAGAUGCCCGUGCUGGGCCAGCAUGACGUUAUUUCGGACCCUUUGGGGCUGAAUGCGACCCCACUGCCCCAAGACUCAAGCUUGGUGGAAACCCCUCCAACUGAGAACAAGUCCCGAAAGCGGCAGCUCUCAGAAGAGCAGCCAAGCGGCAAUGGUGUGAAGAAGCCCAAGAUCGAAAUCCCUGUGACACCCACAGGUCCACCGGUGCCCAGUUCCCCCAGCAUCCCAGGAACCCCAACACUGAAGAUUUGGGGAACAUCCCCUGAAGAUAAACAGCAGGCAGCUCUCCUCCGACCCACUGAGGUGUACUGGGAUCUAGAUAUCCAGACCAACGCUGUCAUCAAGCACCGGGGCCCUUCCGAGGUGCUGCCCCCGCAUCCUGAGGUGGAGCUGCUCCGCUCCCAGCUCAUCCUGAAGCUUCGGCAGCACUACCGGGAGCUGUGCCAGCAGCGAGAAGGCAUUGAGCCCCCUCGGGAAUCUUUCAACCGCUGGAUGCUGGAACGCAAGGUGGUGGACAAAGGCUCUGACCCCAUGUUGCCAAGCAACUGUGAGCCAGUUGUGUCGCCUUCCAUGUUUCGUGAAAUCAUGAAUGACAUUCCCAUCAGGUUAUCCCGAAUCAAGUUCCGGGAGGAAGCUAAGCGCUUGCUUUUUAAAUACGCAGAGGCGGCCAGGCGGCUCAUCGAGUCCAGGAGUGCAUCCCCUGACAGCAGGAAGGUGGUCAAGUGGAACGUGGAGGACACCUUCAGCUGGCUGCGGAAGGACCACUCAGCCUCCAAGGAGGACUACAUGGAUCGCCUGGAACAUCUGCGCAAACAGUGUGGCCCCCAUGUCUCGGCCGCGGCCAAGGACUCUGUGGAAGGCAUCUGCAGUAAGAUCUACCACAUUUCCCUGGAUUACGUCAAACGAAUCCGAGAGAAGCACCUUGCCAUCCUCAAGGAAAACAACAUCCCAGAGGAGGUGGAGGCCCCAGAGGUGGAGCCCCGCCUGGUAUACUGCUACCCAGUACGGCUAGCUGUGCCUGCGCCCCCCAUGCCUACUGUGGAGAUGCACAUAGAGAAUAACGUGGUCUGCAUCCGGUAUAAGGGAGAGAUGGUCAAGGUCAGCCGCAACUACUUCAGUAAGCUGUGGCUCCUUUACCGUUAUAGCUGCAUUGAUGACUCUGCCUUUGAGAAGUUUCUGCCCCGAGUCUGGUGUCUUCUCCGACGGUACCAGAUGAUGUUUGGCGUAGGCCUCUACGAGGGGACAGGCUUGCAGGGAUCGCUGCCAGUGCACGUCUUCGAGGCCCUCCACCGACUCUUCAGUGUCACCUUUGAGUGUUUUGCCUCACCCCUCAACUGCUACUUCCGCCAGUACUGCUCUGCUUUCCCUGACACAGAUGGCUAUUUUGGCUCCCGCGGGCCCUGCCUGGACUUCUCCCCGCUGAGUGGUUCCUUUGAGGCUAACCCUCCAUUCUGCGAGGAGCUCAUGGAUGCCAUGGUCUCUCACUUCGAGGUGGGUAUGCUAUUCUGGGGUGGGGGAUGGCAAGCAAGAUUGCCAGCACCUGGAGGGAAGCCUCUGACAUCCACCCCGUGCCACCUCCCACAGAAACUGCUCGAGAGCUCACCGGAGCCCCUGUCCUUCAUCGUGUUCAUCCCUGAGUGGCGGGAACCCCCAACACCGGCGCUCACCCGCAUGGAGCAGAGCCGCUUCAAACGCCACCAGCUGGUCCUGCCCGCCUUUGAACAUGAGUACCGCAGUGGGUCCCAACACGUCUGCAAGAAGGAAGAAAUGCACUACAAGGUGGUCCACAACACAGCCGUGCUCUUCCUGCAGAACGACCCUGGCUUUGCCAAGUGGGGGCCAACUGCUGAGAAGCUGCAAGAGCUGACCGCCGCCUACCGGCAGUCAGGCCGCAGCCAUGGCUCCAGCUCUUCCUCCUCAUCCUCCUCGGAGGCUAAGGACCGGGACUCAGGCCGAGAGCAGGGCCCUAGCAGAGAGUCUCACCCCACCUAACACAUCUUGCGGGGAGGAGGAGCCCCAGGGUGCUAGCUUGGAUUGGUGGGACUCUGCUCUUGGGCUGCCAAUGACAUAGGAAGAUUAUGGCUCUGCCAAGGCUCCCCCUCCCUGCCCCCCCCCCCCCCCCACUUCUCACCUCAAACUUCAAGUUCCCUGUAAAUAGGCCCCACACCUUCCUACCUUCUGUGCCACCUUGUUUCAUUUGUAAAAGUAAAUAUAGAAACCCUUCAGU